AUGGGCAUCCGCUGUAUUGCUGUCUGCCUCAUGCAUAGCUACACCUUCCCUGAUCAUGAACCCCUAGUGGGAGAGAUAGCUCGCGAAAUCGGCUUUGACCAUGUCAGCCUCAGUCAUGAGCUUAUGCCAAUGAUCAAACUUGUUCCAAGAGCAACAUCUGCUUGCGCCGAUGCAUACCUUACUUCCACCAUUAAAAAGUACAUAGCAGGGUUUCAAACUGGAUUCGAAGGCGAGUUAGGAGCUGAAUCUGUUCAGAGAGGGGACAGUAAAAAGGGGCGCGAUGUGAAUUCAUGUAAUCCGAUGGCGGGCUUGUCGAUUCCUGCAGGAGGCGUCGUCGGAUAUGCGCUCACAUCCUAUGAUCCUGAAACUAAAAUACCUGUUAUUUGCUUUGGUAUGGGCGGUACGAGCACUGAUGUUAGUCGCUAUGAUGAGGUCGCAUAUGGCUUCAUCAAAAUCGCCAAUGAGACAAUGACGAGACCAAUCCGUUCUCUCACGGAGGCCAAAGGUCAUGACACGUCUAAACACAGGCUUGCUACAUUCGGAGGUUGGGGCGGCCAGCACGCAGUAGCCAUCGCUGAGAGUUUGGGUAUUCGCCAGAUUCUUGUCCAUCGAUACUCUUCCGUUCUUUCUGCAUAUGGAAUGGCUUUGGCCGAUGUUGUUGAUGAAAGUCAGGAGCCUGAAUUGAAGGUUUGGUUUGAAGGCAAUGUCCAGCAAGAACUGAAAUCGAAAAUAAGUGAGCUCAAGGAGAUGUCUGCAAGAAAACUUCGGGCUCAAGGUUUCGACGACAAAUCAAUUGUAUUUGAAGAGUAUUUAAAUAUGAGAUACAGGGGAACAGAAUCCGCCCUUAUGGUUAUAAAACCCACUCCUGAAGAGGCUCGCGAUACUUACAACGGUGAUGACUGGGCUUUCGGGAAAGCGUUCGUCAAACAACACGAACGUGAAUUCGGGUUUACUCUUCCUGACAGGGAUAUUAUAGUUGACGAUUUGCGUGUGCGAGGAAUUGGCAGAAGCUUUGAAGGAUUGAGAAAAACAGUGGACCAACAGCUGAGAGAGGCAAAGCCAAGAGAUGUCUCCAGCAACAAGCUAUAUCGGACAUCAGAGGGUCCCGCAAUCCUGGCUGACGACACUCAAACUCUAGUCGUGACGCCAGGAGCCUCUGCCCUCGUUACAGAAACUCACGUCGUGAUAAAUGUCGGCGAUGCCGAAAUCCAGAACGUAAAGGCAGAUACCGGCGAAGUAGACCCCAUUAUGCUCAGCAUAUUCGCUCACCGUUUCAUGGCAAUUGCGGAACAAAUGGGGAGCGCAUUGCAAAAGACAAGUGGCAGCACAAAUGUCAAGGAACGGCUCGAUUACUCGUGCGCUCUUUUCGAUCCCGACCGACGGUGGACUGGUCGCAAACGCUCCGCAUCUUCCAGUCCAUUUGGGAAGCAUGUCAACUUGUGUACGGACUCACGAGCUCGUAUAUGGAAAGGCAAACUGAAACCUGGCAACGUAAUCGUUUCCAGUCGUCCAGAAUUUGGAGGAACCCACCUUCCUGAUAUUACUGUUAUAACUCCGGCCUUUAGCAAAGGCGCAAUAAUCUUUUACGUGGCUUCUCGCUCCCAUCACCUCUCCGAGAGAGAGUUCAACGAGAAAUGCAUCACAGAAUUGCUAUACCACGAACCGGCCAAAUACCCUGGUUGUAGUAGAACAAGGUGUCUGGCAGACAAUUUAAACGACCUGAAAGCACAGAUCGCAGCCAACCAAAAGGCUAUAAAUCUUAUAUCUUCGUUAAUCGAGGAAUAUGGACAAAAUGUGGUGCAAUUCUAUAUGCUGAAAAUCCAGCAAAACGCUGAGUCAAGUGUGGGGAAUCUCCUAAAGAACGUCAGCAAAAGAUUCGCCGGUCAAGGUCUGAGUGCCGUCGAUUUUAUGGAUGACAGCAGCCCCAUUAAGCUUACGAUAUUAAUCGAUGGCGAAAAUGGUGAAGCAGUUUUUGAUUUCACUGGCACCGGGCCUGAAGUCUAUGGUGAGCUUCUUUCAAAAACUAGUCCAAUUAUCAAACUAACAUAUAUCCAAGAAAACAUCAAUGCCCCGGAGGCUGUUACCUACUCAGCGAUAAUCUACUGCUUGAGAUGUUUGAUAUCUCUAAAUCAGGGAUGCUUAAAGCCAGUAGAUGUCCGAAUUCCGAAAAAUUCCUUUCCAUUACCAUCUGACAGAGCAGCUGUCGUCGACGGUAACGUGCUUACGAGUCAGCGGGUAAUUGAUAUCAUCCUUGAAUGCUUCCGAACUUGUGCUGCUUCUCGAGACGACACAAACAAUUUAACUUUUGGCAUUGGCGGGAAUAUUUCUGGCGAGGCAGAAACCAGAGGUUUCGGCUACUAUGAAACGAUCGCCGGGGGUAGCGAUGCUGGCCCAAAAUGGCAGGGAACAUCUGGAGUACAUACGCACAUGACCAACGCUCGGAUUCCCGACGCUGAGGUUUUUGAACGCCGAUAUCCAGUUUUGCUUCGAGAAUUUAGCAUAAGGAAAGGAUCGGGAGGUAACGGCCAACACCGUGGCGGAGACGGUGUCAUCAGGGAUAUAGAGUUUCAAAUCCCAGUACAAGUUUCCAUUCUUUCGGAACGCAGGGUGUAUCGACCAUAUGGUCUCGAAUGCGGCGAAGAUGCCCAAUGUGGACAAAAUUUCUGGAUACGAAAAAUCCCAAAGAAGGAGGGCGAUGGAAAUGGCUGGGAAGAGCGCUGUAUUAAUUUAGGGGGCAAAAAUACCGUUAGUAUGCGGCCAGGAGAACGCAUCAUAGUGAUGACACCUGGAGGUGGUGGAUGGGGUGCUGUCGGAGAACAAAAUAAAGCUCGAAAAGAGCUAGACGCUCGCCAUGCCUGGCGAGGGGGGUCUUUGGCAAGCCGCAUAUCGACAUAG
This is a messenger RNA of Rasamsonia emersonii CBS 393.64, 2895 nucleotides long. Its product is annotated as 5-oxo-L-prolinase. NCBI's taxonomy places the organism in Eukaryota, Fungi, Ascomycota, Eurotiomycetes, Eurotiales, Trichocomaceae. Gene Ontology annotation, biological process: glutathione metabolic process. Bases 1 to 2895 code for a protein of 964 amino acids. The transcript is spliced from 6 exons. The record is from RefSeq and is a predicted model, not a curated record. Gene Ontology annotation, molecular function: 5-oxoprolinase (ATP-hydrolyzing) activity. Gene Ontology annotation, cellular component: cytosol.